CUCAAAAAAUAAAUGUGAUUUUAUUUAUUUUAAAGAAUUAACAUACUCUAAAGUGCUGUAUGUUUAACAGAAAAGAGUACGCUAUGUAAUAUGUAAUAUAUAACAUAUAAAUUAAGUGUACUUGCAGUUCUAACCCUCAUAAAUAGAUAUAAUUGAUAUAAAAUAUAAAUAAAAAUGGCACAAAGUUUACCCAUGGAAAUAAUGGAGCCUGAGGAAAUGAUUGAUUCUGAAUUAGUAUUUAUUGUGCCCCCGGAAAGAACACAAGAAGAGUAUGAAAUGCAACAUUUUGGAUUCACCGCUAAAGGCUUUGUUGAAUGUGUAUGCCAGAAUGCCGAACGCCAUGCAUCAACUAUACUUCAAGAAUUUGAAAAUCAAUACAUUUCACAAAAUGGUAGCAGUAGUGAAUUUGCUAAAUUUAUGCAAAAUUAUAAAGAGGCUUGUCAACCUUCAUUAGAUACAUUCAGAGAAAAUAUCAAGAGUUAUGCACAAAAAUAUUUUGUCAUACCAUCCAAUAUUUUAUUGCCUGGAGAUGAAGAUCAGGAGAAACAAAUUACGGAUGCAGAACAUGAAAAAUUAGAUAAAGAAAUUGAAAUGUUGGAAGAACAAAUAAAGGAUGAAAACGUUGAGCAAUCUGAAUUAGAGAGGAAUGAGCAUCUAUUACAGAAGUUACUUGAUAAAUCGGAAAAAAAGUUGGAACAAAUAGAAAAAGAAGUCGAUGUAUUAAAUGAAACAUUAGAUCACACUGAUUCUGAAGAAUUGGAUUAUAUACUUGUGCCUAUGACUUAUAAGAAUGCCUUAAAAGGAACCUUACAACCACUAAUUGGACAAAAUCUUUUUGAUAGAAAAGACAAAAUUAUCCUGUUUGAUGAGCUUUCAGAGCGUCCGAGCGGUUUAAGUGACCGCAUACUCGGUGAAAUCACUCUGGAGGCACAAGGUGAGACGGAUCGAGUCCAGCUGCAGGCGACGACGACCAACUCUGUAGCAGAAAAAAUGGAGCAGUGCUGGUGGCUGGCAGGCGCAAGAAGGGUCCUGAAACGAACACACGAAGUGAUGGUCAACCUGAGGUCCAUGAUGCGCGAGCCUUUACCAGCUAUGAUGUAA
Ctenocephalides felis (cat flea) is the source of this 1101-nucleotide messenger RNA. RefSeq lists its product as uncharacterized. The record is from RefSeq and is a predicted model, not a curated record. The coding region runs from base 175 to 1101 and encodes 308 amino acids. The transcript is spliced from 6 exons. NCBI's taxonomy places the organism in Eukaryota, Metazoa, Arthropoda, Insecta, Siphonaptera, Pulicidae.